This is a messenger RNA of Pieris rapae (cabbage white), 2648 nucleotides long. RefSeq names its product protein apterous (gene Bmap-A). The record is from RefSeq and is a predicted model, not a curated record. Gene Ontology annotation, molecular function: DNA-binding transcription factor activity, RNA polymerase II-specific; RNA polymerase II transcription regulatory region sequence-specific DNA binding. Gene Ontology annotation, biological process: neuron differentiation; regulation of transcription by RNA polymerase II. The transcript has 6 exons. Lineage: Eukaryota; Metazoa; Arthropoda; Insecta; Lepidoptera; Pieridae. Gene Ontology annotation, cellular component: nucleus. Bases 106 to 1305 code for a protein of 399 amino acids.
AACGCGACGUAUAGCACACGGUUAUGCGACGCGAGUGAGUGCCGCAGUGUUGUGGGGCAGAGGCCCAUACGUUCGAAAAUAGAAAACGGAAAAAUUGACCCCCAGAUGGGAGUGUACGAAGAGAGGGGAGCGAUGCACUGGCAACAGAGUGAGCGGUACCUAUCUUCUGCAUACGAGACAGGCGCCGAGUUAUCUCCUGUUGCCCCUGCUGCAUCACCUGGCUCACCUCGUGACUGCACGUCGUGUCACAAGAGGGAGCCACCAGAUGAACCGCCACCCCCGCCGGCAGAGGACGGCUGUGCCGGUUGCGGCACCCGAAUAACGGAUCGAUACUACUUACUUGCCCUCGAACGUCGCUGGCACACCCCUUGCCUGAGGUGCUGCGAGUGUAAAAUGCCGCUAGACUCGGAACAACGCUGUUACGCUAGAGAUAGCAAUAUUUUCUGCAAAAACGAUUAUUUAAGGUUAUACGGAUCAAAACGAUGUGCGCGAUGCAAUACCCAAAUCUCAGCGUCAGAGUUGGUGAUGCGGGCGCGGGACCUGGUGUUCCAUGUACAUUGCUUCUCUUGUGCACUUUGCAGUACCAGACUUACGAAGGGAGAUACGUUUGGCAUACGAGAUUCGGCUGUAUACUGCAGGCUACAUUAUGAAACAAUGCCAGACUAUGGAGCCCACAUGACCAUGCCAGGACCUCCUCAAAUGUGCCCAGGCCCCUACGCUGGUCCCCCACAGGGACCUCACUAUCCUCCUUACCCCUCGCCCGACUUUGCACGGGUCGAAGCUGAAGUUCCUAAAGGCCCAUUCUUCAAUGGCGCGACGGCACCUCCACCACGACAAAAAGGGCGACCAAGAAAAAAGAAGCCAAAGGAUCAAGACCUAAUGACAGCUAAUCUUGAUUUGAAUCCUGAUUACCUGGAGAUGGGCUUCCGGGGUGGAGGUGGCCUGGGUGCUACCUCACGCACCAAACGCAUGCGGACCAGCUUCAAACAUCACCAGCUGAGAACAAUGAAGUCGUACUUCGCAAUCAACCAUAAUCCCGAUGCAAAAGAUCUCAAACAGCUGAGCCAGAAGACUGGUCUUCCUAAAAGAGUAUUACAGGUAUGGUUCCAAAAUGCUCGAGCCAAGUGGCGGCGCAUGGUGACAAAACAAGAAAACAAGAUGGCGGACAAAUGCUCUCCGGACGCAUCAAUGGAGAUGGACAUGUACCACGGCCCGAUGGGAUCCAUUCAGUCACUACCUCCACACAGCCCGCCAUACAGUGUUAUGGGUGGUCCUCCAAGUCCAAACUCUAUGGAUUGUCCAUAGCCCCAGUUUUGCGCCUUAUGAGCGCUGUGCAACUAGUUGGGACUGUUCCUAAAUGCAUUGUAAAACUCCUAGCGAUCUAGUGAAACCCCGAACUAUGAGACUGUAUAUAAUGACGCUAAAUAAGGUUACGAUAUCAACGUAAGUACUUACCUACAGUACCUUUAUCUGUAGAUUUAUUCGAUUUGUUUACUCUGAUUGUGAAGUGGUUGUUAAUGAUAGCAUUAUGCCAUCAGGUAUGUAUUAAAUGAUGGAAUCUCAAUAAUUAUAAGUAUGCUGCCAUUGCAGCCUCUUAAAAGUUUCGUUUUGGUUUAUUAUCACGUGACUCUUAGAUAAGUUCUGCCAGGACACUGUAAAUAGCGGACAAUAUAAAACUAACCAGAUUAGUUUUAAUAGAGAUUUUACCCUGGAAGAUUACAAGUACGCACAUCCGUCCUUAAUCAGCUGUUUAUUAGCAAUCUCCUGUUUGCUUUACAUAAUUUUCUCCACGGCAUAUAUUCAACCAAACAGGCUAGUAUUGAUAUCAAAACUAAACAGGUACUAACAAUGUAAAAUAAUACAUGUACAGUCUUGCAUAAAGUUUCAAAUGAUAAAAUGCAAAAGAAUCACCUACAGUUACGAGAGCUUCUAACCCCCUUUUCAUAAAGUGCUCUGUCUCUUUUCAACACAAAUUAACCACAAUUGUACAGACAAAGACGGAGAACAUUAACAAGAGAGUAUAGUUUGAUUGUUUUCAUUUUGUAAAUAAAAAUUGCUGCUUGUAGGAAUUUUCCAUAUCAAUACCUUCUCUAUAUAUAGCUACCAGUUUUCAUAAAAUGACAAGUACUAUGGUAACAAUAAUCUCUUAUUGUGGUCAGUGAUUAACUGAAUGUUAUGUAAAGUUUGACGAACCGAAACGGUUUUAAUAUAUACUAUUUAUUUAUUGCAUAAAUUAAUAAUUUAAAACGUAGAUGUUAUUUAAGAUAAGUAGUUAAAUAUGAAAAUUUCCAUAAUAUAAUGUUUAGUGAUAUGACUAGUAUUAAGAAACUAGAUUGGCAAGCGUGUAAUCGAAUGUUAUGAAAUACCGUAGUUUUAAGAUUCGUAAGUAGAAAUGUAUGCCAGAUAAUACACGCACUGGUAGUUCCUUUUUUGUAUAAAUUUAUAUAAUAAUCAAUGAAGUAAUGAAGAGAUAUUUAGCGUUAUGUAAGCGAUUCUUUCCAUUAAAUCAGUAGAACGUAGUGUAAUGUAAACUUAGAAACUAAAAUACUGUAGAAUCAAAAUUUGCUAACGCAGUUCCCGCUUGGAUACACUUCCUCAUGUCACAAAAAAUAUUAUAAUGAUCUGUUAAUAAAAACUAUUACAUUUUU